AUGGAGAUGGGCGAGGAGGGAGACCCAGGAGGGGGAAGGGAGGUGAGUGCCCAGGGACAGGGCGCGAGGGGCAGGGAGGCCCAGGCGAGGGGCGAGAGGGACGGCAGAACCCAGUGGAGAAGGGCGAGGGCGACGGGAGAGCCAGGGAGAGUGGGCGAGGGGACGGCAGGCCCAGGGAGAGGAGGGAUGGGCGACGGCAGUGCCAGGGAGAGGGGCGAGGGGACGGCAGGCCAUGGAGAGGGGAGGCGGAUCGGUGAGGCCCAGGUGAGAGGGGCGGAGGAGAUCGGGAGUGCCCUAGUUAGAUGGGGCGAGGCGGAGGAGGCGCCCAGGAGAGGAGGCGAGGGCAGUGGUACACCCAUGGAGAGUGGGGAGGCAGAGGGGAGAACGCAGGGGAGAGGGGCGAGUGGGAGGGGAGGCCCAUGGAGAGGGGCAGAGGGGAGUGGGAGGACCUCAGGGAUAGUGUGA
This is a messenger RNA of Ipomoea nil (Japanese morning glory), 465 nucleotides long. Its product is annotated as zinc finger and BTB domain-containing protein 10-like. The record is from RefSeq and is a predicted model, not a curated record. Bases 1 to 465 code for a protein of 154 amino acids. NCBI's taxonomy places the organism in Eukaryota, Viridiplantae, Streptophyta, Magnoliopsida, Solanales, Convolvulaceae. The transcript has a single exon.